AUUGGAUGGUGAGAAAAGGAAAGACUCCUGUGAGAAGAGAGCAGGAUGAGCAGAGGGAUCUAUGCUUGAAGUCGAGUCACUUGAAAAAGAUCUCUUUGAAUGUGGAAGAGAUCUGAACAGAUGAAAAUACAAUCAGGAAAAUGCAACAUGGCAGCAGCGAUGGAAACAGAACAGCUGGGUGUUGAGAUCUUUGAAACUGCAGAGUGUGAGGAGAAUAUUGAAUCACAGGAUCGGCCUAAAUUGGAGCCAUUUUAUGUCGAGCGAUAUUCCUGGAGUCAGCUUAAAAAGCUGCUUGCUGAUACCAGAAAAUACCAUGGCUACAUGAUGGCUAAGGCACCACAUGAUUUUAUGUUUGUGAAGAGGAAUGACCCAGAUGGGCCUCAUUCGGACAGGAUCUAUUACCUUGCUAUGUCUGGCGAGAACAGAGAAAAUACACUGUUUUAUUCUGAAAUUCCCAAAACCAUCAACAGAGCAGCAGUCUUAAUGCUCUCUUGGAAGCCUCUUUUGGAUCUUUUUCAGGCGACACUGGACUAUGGAAUGUAUUCUCGAGAAGAAGAACUAUUACGGGAAAGAAAACGCAUUGGAACAGUUGGAAUUGCUUCUUAUGAUUAUCACCAAGGAAGUGGAACAUUUCUAUUUCAAGCUGGUAGUGGAAUUUACCAUGUAAAAGAUGGAGGGCCACAAGGAUUUACUCAACAACCCUUACGGCCCAAUUUAGUGGAGACGAGUUGUCCCAACAUUCGGAUGGAUCCAAAACUAUGCCCAGCUGAUCCAGACUGGAUUGCUUUUAUACAUAGCAAUGAUAUUUGGAUAUCAAACAUUGUAACGAGAGAAGAAAGGAGGCUCACUUAUGUGCACAAUGAGCUAGCCAACAUGGAAGAGGAUCCCAGAUCAGCCGGAGUUGCUACCUUUGUUCUUCAAGAAGAAUUUGAUAGAUACUCUGGUUAUUGGUGGUGUCCAGAAGCUGAAACAACUCCCAGUGGCAGUAAAAUUCUUAGAAUUCUAUAUGAAGAAAAUGAUGAAUCUGAGGUGGAAAUUAUUCAUGUUACAUCCCCUAUGUUGGAAACAAGGAGAGCAGAUUCAUUCCGUUAUCCUAAAACAGGCACAGCAAAUCCAAAAGUCACUUUUAAGAUGUCAGAAAUACUGAUUGAUGCUGAAGGAAGGAUUAUAGAUGUCAUAGAUAAGGAACUAAUUCAGCCGUUUGAGAUUCUGUUUGAAGGAGUUGAAUAUAUUGCCAGAGCUGGAUGGACUCCAGAGGGAAAAUAUGCAUGGGCCAUCCUACUAGAUCGCUCCCAAACUCGCCUACAGAUAGUGUUGAUCUCACCUGAAUUAUUUAUCCCAGUAGAAGAUGAUGCCAUGGAAAGACAGAGAUUCAUCGAGUCAGUGCCUGACUCUGUGACGCCACUGAUUAUCUAUGAAGAAACAACAGACAUCUGGAUAAAUAUCCAUGACAUCUUUCAUGUUUUUCCCCAAAGUCAUGAAGAUGAAAUUGAAUUUAUUUUUGCCUCUGAAUGCAAAACAGGUUUCCGUCACUUAUAUAAAAUCACAUCCAUUUUAAAGGAGAGCAAAUAUAAACGAUCCAGUGGUGGGCUGCCUGCCCCAAGUGAUUUCAAGUGUCCUAUCAAAGAGGAAAUAGCAAUUACCAGUGGUGAAUGGGAAGUUCUUGGCCGGCAUGGAUCUAAUAUCCAGGUUGAUGAAGUCAGAAAGCUGGUAUAUUUUGAAGGCACCAAAGACUCUCCUUUAGAACAUCACCUGUAUGUGGUCAGUUACGUAAAUCCUGGAGAGGUGACGAGGCUGACUGACCGUGGUUAUUCACACUCUUGCUGCAUCAGCCGGCAUUGUGACUUCUUUAUAAGUAAGUAUAGUAACCAGAAGAACCCACACUGUGUGUCCCUUUACAAGCUGUCAAGUCCUGACGAUGACCCAACCUGCAAAACAAAAGAAUUCUGGGCCACGCUCUUGGAUUCAGCAGGUCCUCUUCCUGACUAUACCCCUCCAGAAAUUUUUUCUUUUGAAAGCACUACUGGAUUUACAUUGUAUGGGAUGUUGUACAAACCUCAUGAUCUACAACCUGGAAAGAAAUACCCCACUGUGCUGUUUAUAUAUGGUGGUCCUCAGGUGCAGUUGGUGAAUAAUCGGUUUAAAGGCGUGAAGUACUUCCGACUGAACACCCUGGCCUCUCUGGGCUAUGUGGUUGUGGUGAUAGACAACAGGGGGUCCUGCCACCGAGGGCUUAAAUUUGAAGGCGCCUUUAAGUAUAAAAUGGGUCAAAUAGAAAUUGACGAUCAAGUGGAAGGACUCCAGUAUCUAGCCUCUCAAUAUGAUUUCAUUGACUUAGAUCGUGUGGGCAUCCAUGGCUGGUCCUAUGGAGGAUACCUGUCCCUAAUGGCGUUAAUGCAGAGGUCAGAUAUCUUCAGGGUUGCUAUUGCUGGGGCCCCAGUCACUCUGUGGAUCUUCUAUGAUACAGGCUACACGGAACGUUAUAUGGGUCACCCUGACCAGAAUGAACAGGGCUAUUACUUAGGAUCUGUAGCCAUGCAAGCAGAAAAAUUCCCCUCUGAACCAAAUCGUUUACUACUCUUACAUGGGUUCUUGGAUGAGAAUGUUCAUUUUGCACACACCAGUAUAUUACUGAGUUUUUUAGUGAGGGCUGGAAAGCCAUAUGAUUUACAGUUUGUAAUCGUGGACAAGAUGACAGGAGUCCAUUCACUACCCUCCUUUGCUUUUCUUCUUCCCCUUGGAAGGAUCUAUCCUCAGGAGAGACACAGCAUAAGAGUCCCUGAAUCUGGAGAACAUUAUGAACUGCACCUUUUGCACUACCUUCAAGAAAACCUUGGAUCACGUAUUGCUGCUCUGAAAGUGAUAUAAUUUUGACCUGUGUAGAACUCUGGUAUACACUGGCUGUUUAACCAAAUGAGGAAGUUUAAAUUUAAUCAGUAGAGAAUUGAUCAUCACAUUUUGGUACUUGCCACAUAACAUCUACUUCUGAAAGUAUAUCUGGUGCCAUGCAGGUGUUUACAGCUUGUGGAUAGUAAUCUAAUACCUUAACCAUACACACACAAAAUUAAAUGACACAGAUUUCUAAGGGACCCAGCAAUACCUUGAAAAUCACUGAGAAAAAUAAGACAUUAGCACCAUGUAUUCAUACUACCUUAUUUUCAUUUUUAAUAGCAUUAUGAAACCUCAUGGACUUAGUGUAUUUUUACAGUAUACUUCUGAGUUUGUUAAAAUAUGAUGAUAUUAGUGAUUGGCUUGGUUCAAUUCCAGAAUCUCUGACUAGUUACAGAUUUGAUAGCACUUAAAUGUAAUUGAAUAGCUUCUGCUUCAUUGCUUGGGGUGUAUCCAGCAUGUUAUAAAGUAAUCACUAUUAAACCUAAGAUUUAACCAAUCAUUAAUGAUUGUUCAAGGUUAAGUUAGUGGCCUCCUAAAGACACUUACUUUGUUUCAUUCAAACUCUGACCAGUUUUUAGCCAAUUUAAAUUGUAUCUAGUAUAAAUGGUUCUCUUUGAUAUGACCGAGUGGGUUUUUCUUUUCAUAUAAAGGCAAGUAACUAUAUAUGUAGCAUGAUUAUAAUAUUGAUAAUUACAGGCAGGAAAAAUUUAAUCAGAUAAUUAGAGCUUAAAUAUUUGCAGGCAGUUCCUUUCCCUUUGGGAAAAGAAGAAAGUACACAUUCACUCAUAUUCUUCAGAAAAUUUAGUGGUGCCAUUUUCCAUUGGGUAUUUCCUCACUGAAAUGUUCCAGAGUUUUAGGGCAAUGGAAGGGAAUUUUGGUGGAGUCAGGGAGACCAGGGUGUGGAGAAUGGCAAGGAGAGGAGAAGGCAAGGGUCUGCUUAAGAACUAAGCAGAAGUAUAAUCUGACCAAAAGUACUCAUGAAAAAGUUUAAGAAUUGAAAUUUAAACUCCUAGAAUAUUAGUUAAGGAAACCAGAAUUAAGACAUCACUCUCUUGCCAACAGUUACAGACUAACAUUAUUCAGGGGAAGAAAAGCUCCUUACAGUUACUUUUACAUUUCUAAUUCUAAUUUUUUGUUAUUUUCUUCAUAAUUUUGGAAGCCUUACAAAUUGAAACUUUCUUGAACCUUUAUAAAUUAUUUGAGCAUCAUUUAAAUAUUGUGAUCUUAAAAUACAGAGGUUUCCAGACAACCUCUUUACCAUAAACUGAUCCCCAGCCAGCCAUGACUCUUUCAGUGUUCAAAGCUUAUAAGCGAUUUCUUGAAUGGCCAUGACAUUUUCCUGAUUUAGCCCUAGCACUUGACUAUUAAGGGAGCUCAUAGUGCUGAUUGGUGCUGAUUGGGAUCUGUCAUCUUAGAAUCUUAGGGUGCUAGCUGGGUCACAUAGGAGCCAAUGUCAGAGAAGGCACCCAAGAGUUUGACCCUUUUUAUCACAAGCCUCAAUGUUUGGAAAGUCGUUAUCAGUACUUCUAAACAGUGUUCCAAGAGAAAAAAAUUUUAUUCUCUGUCACCAUUACAGAGUGAAUAGAGUCCUAAUCCUAGAGAGCACAGCCUCCAUUAGUAAAGAUAACUGUGCUUGAGAUGUGGACUUCAUCUUUGAGGGCCACAUGGGAGGUGGGAGAGGUCCAGAGAUGGCAGGGUGACCUGGUGGUUCUGUCCAUGGAAGGGGAUUGGGUUUUGCUGUUUUUGUAUUUAUACUGUAUUAUAGGUACCACACUUUUCCCUAUGACUGUAUAUGUAUUGAUUUUCUUGUUUAUGAUAUUUUCCCAUGCUGAGAUAUGUUUAUAUUCUUUUCAAUGUUAAA
Budorcas taxicolor (takin) is the source of this 4753-nucleotide messenger RNA. RefSeq names its product dipeptidyl peptidase 8 (gene DPP8). The transcript is spliced from 21 exons. Gene Ontology annotation, biological process: proteolysis. Bases 100 to 2868 code for a protein of 922 amino acids. Lineage: Eukaryota; Metazoa; Chordata; Mammalia; Artiodactyla; Bovidae. The record is from RefSeq and is a predicted model, not a curated record. Gene Ontology annotation, molecular function: dipeptidyl-peptidase activity; serine-type peptidase activity.